AUGCCCGUCGGUGGUUGUUUCUGCGGCAAAGUCCGACUCAGUCUGAACGGCCAACCGGUGACGUCAGGCCUAUGCUACUGCGAUGACUGUCGCAAGCUCACUGGAGCACCAUCCACCUACAACUUCAUCGCCAAAUCCUCAGACGUGACCAUCACAGGCACUCCCAAAGAAGUAGCCAAGUCCGCGGAUAGCGGAAACUAUAUCAAAAAUUACUUUUGUCCUGACUGUGGUACGCCACUUUAUGGGCAUAAGAUCAAUCCCGACGGAGAGGCGGAUGGGACCACUAUCAUCCGGGCGGGGAUCUUCGAUGAUGGGCGCAUUGUGAGGGAUCGGAAGCCUGAUGCUGAGAUCUUUACUGAGAGGAGGCCGACGUGGAUCAAUCCGGUAGAGGGGGCUGCUCAAUUUUGUGCUCCUUCGCCUUGA
Messenger RNA from Penicillium brevicompactum, 423 nucleotides. RefSeq names its product GFA family protein. Gene Ontology annotation, molecular function: carbon-sulfur lyase activity. The record is from RefSeq and is a predicted model, not a curated record. NCBI's taxonomy places the organism in Eukaryota, Fungi, Ascomycota, Eurotiomycetes, Eurotiales, Aspergillaceae. The transcript is spliced from 4 exons. The coding region runs from base 1 to 423 and encodes 140 amino acids.